AUGGCGACAAUGUCUUUGCGCGCGGUCACGCAUCGCUUGACCACUACGCCCGUUCAACAAUUACCUCCAAUUGCUUCAUUUUUGGCGACAUCACUAAGCGACUGCGGAGAGCUUUUGUCUGCGCCUCAGAACCAGAAGACUGGAAAGUCUGAUUCUGACAAUGCGAUUCAGAUUCAUAAGCUCAAGACUCGUCUCGGGAGUCUGUUGCAGGACAGGAGCUUCGAAGGCCGAUGGACUGGUGUUGUGCUGGUGAAAGCGACUGUGGAAGCUGGACAAUGGGAGGUUCUCCGUGGAUGCGAACCUUUGGUGCGCAGUCUGAUUGCAAUUUUGGCGAAACAGGACCCCGUCACCACGAAGAAGAUGUGCAUUAUUACAUUGACGCGCAUAUUUCACCUUACUUACCAAUACCCUACGCUUGUUCGCGAGAUUACGACCCCGUCGCUCCCGGGUUUCAUCACAUCCAUUCUGAAUCUUGUGUCCGUUAAGCCAUCCUCCGAACCGAUCAGAAAGUUGCGACCCAGCACACCAUUCCUAGAAAUUGCCCUGCAUGUGAUCUUGGAGCUGAUUGCGAGACAUCCAACAACUUUCCGUCCAUUCUCUGCGCAAAUUCACAGCUUGCUUCAGGCGAUCAUUGGCUCUACCUCACCUACAUACCCCAAACCAGUGAUGGAACUUGCGCAGCGAUUAUUCAUUUCUCUGCACAACUGCGCGCCGAAGAACGCUGCCGGAGAUGAAUGGAGGAAUGCGAACUUGUUGACAAUCUCGUCCAUCCAUAGAACAUCAGACUACGUCUUCAGAAGUAUCAUCGAACAGUGGGAAUCCGUGGAUCCGAAUUUGCGACAAGCUGCAGCACCGCAAGAUUACACUCAGGAGGUAGGCGAUGAUGGACCAGACCCCUUGGGGUUGUCUGGAUGGCGUGGGAUCCACUCUGGUGUUGAUAGGAUACUUGCGCUUUUGCGACUUCUAUCUACUUUCUUCUCGACACCUACAGCUUCAGCAGUUUCUAUCCCUGUGGGCCAGAUUUUGGAUUUGACAUCACGCCUGACAUCGGUCAUCGUGCCAAACGAAAGUGGGGGUGUUCAGGCUAACUCACAAAUCAGUCGGGAAGAGAGAGAAAGUCUGUGGACAGAGCUUCCUCGCAUUCACGCUGCCUGUAUGAAGCUCCUCGUGAGUGCUAUGAAUGCCCUGGAGACCGGCACCAUGUCCGUUGCGCAGACAAUCCUUGAGCAAGCAACUUGGGUCUUCCGCGCCGAGAAGUUCAGCAGGAAGGUUCGUGUGUCUAUGUAUAACCUGGUCCGUUCUUUGCUGCCAAUCGUGGGCCCAUCCAUGACGAAGCAGGCUGUUUCUUCCCUGACGGAUCUAUUCCAAACUUGCUGCGUUGACCUCCUGCCGCCAGCCGAUGAUACAAAUCCCUCUGCAGGAUCAUCUACCGAUGCAAAGGGGAAGUCAAAGGCCAACCAAGUCGCCGUGAACGCAGACUCGUUCUUGAAUUCCGGAAAACAAGUCCGCCAAGUCAAGCAGGGUCCUUUGUUCCCUGAACUCAAGCGCGCUGCAUCAGAACUGCUCCCCAUCAUUCUCACAUAUGUCCCGACGGAGCUUCUCGUGCCCUCCCUACGGGGUGAAAUUGACCGUAAAAUCAUCCUGACAGCGGACAAGAACGCCAUGAUUUCCAGUGUUUUGAACCCACUUCCUGCCGCGAGAGGCCGCGGAGCAGGGUCCAGCAUCAUACCAUUUUUGGCCCGAAGCUACGCGGACGAGAUGGAGGUGGAGGGUUUGAUUAGACCCAGGAUGCCCGUGUUGAUGAGCACACCUGAUCUGAACGGCAAUGUUGUCGUUGAUGAGGACGAAGACGAGGAUGAAGAUAUGUCUGUGUCUGCGUAUCAGCCUACCACUCAGAGCACCGGUUUCCUCAGAACGUCUCCCCCAUCUGCGGCCCUUUCGUCCCAGACAACAAGCGUUGAAACUUUCCAGACAUCCACGCCCGCACCCUCUCUGAACAAACGAGUCUACGAGGAGCCCACUCCCCAGGCUCCCGUGGCACAACCCGCAGAAAAGAAAGAAGACGCACAAGUCAAACGAGCACGCUUCGAAGAUGAUACCAUCGCUGCCCCAACCAAACCAUCCUUGGCGAAAGAAUCACCGGCUACUUUCACAGGCACGGCCGCUAUCCCUGUGGAACAGUCCUCGGUGACAACUACGUCAACGCCUCAAUCUGUGCAGACUGCAGCUCCUUUCCCAAAGCCGGUACCCGCGACUACCCCCGUGAAGAUAUCUGCUGCAAAUGAGACAGAGGAAAGUGAUGAUGAAAUGCCAACCUUGAACAUGGAGCCAGACACUGAUGAUGAUGAUGAUGAAGAGAUGGAUGGGUAA
Molecule: messenger RNA, 2370 nt
Organism: Aspergillus ruber CBS 135680
Lineage: Eukaryota; Fungi; Ascomycota; Eurotiomycetes; Eurotiales; Aspergillaceae
Exons: 2
Coding region: 1-2370 (789 amino acids)
Biological process (GO): rRNA processing
Cellular component (GO): nucleus
Source: RefSeq, a predicted model, not a curated record